Molecule: messenger RNA, 237 nt
Organism: Meloidogyne enterolobii
Lineage: Eukaryota; Metazoa; Nematoda; Chromadorea; Rhabditida; Meloidogynidae
Source: the annotation of a GenBank genome assembly
AUGGCAAAAAUUUCGUCGUCCUUUUUUACACUCUUUUAUUAUUUUUUAUUCAAUUUUGUUCCAAUCUGGACUGCUUAUUUCUCUCAAUUUUCUUCUCUUCGACAACCAGAUAGAGAUCCUUGUUAUGAUUCUGCUGGAAGACCUGUUAGAUGUGUUCCAGAUUUUAUCAAUGCUGCUUUUGGAAAGCCGAUUGUCGCUUCUAGCACUUGUGGAACUAAUGGAAAACCUUCGAGGUAA